This is a messenger RNA of Orbilia oligospora ATCC 24927, 1479 nucleotides long. RefSeq lists its product as uncharacterized. Gene Ontology annotation, cellular component: cytoplasm. Bases 1 to 1479 code for a protein of 492 amino acids. The record is from RefSeq and is a predicted model, not a curated record. Gene Ontology annotation, molecular function: indoleamine 2,3-dioxygenase activity; heme binding; metal ion binding. Gene Ontology annotation, biological process: 'de novo' NAD+ biosynthetic process from L-tryptophan. The transcript has 3 exons. Lineage: Eukaryota; Fungi; Ascomycota; Orbiliomycetes; Orbiliales; Orbiliaceae.
AUGGUGAAUCUUCCGCUUCCUAAGUUGGAGGACUAUUCCAUCUCUACGAAAACGGGUUUCCUCCCUGAUGCACCUCCACUCGCAGCUCUGCAAGAUCUAUAUUAUGCACCUUGGGAAACUACGGUUUCGAAUCUCCAACCUCUACUCCUAAGCAAAAAAAUCCGCCAAGUCGUUGAAGGGCUUCCGGUUUUGUCAACAGACCAACUUAGAACAGAAGCGGAAUGGAGGAGAGCCUAUCUUAUACUUUCUUUCCUCUCGCACUCAUAUAUCUGGGGAGGUGAUUUUGCGUCAGAGGUCUUACCAGCUACAAUCUCAAUACCGUAUCUAGCGGUGAGCAAGAAAUUAGAUGUGCCUCCCGUGGCUACGUACGCUGCACUGUGUCUUUGGAACUACAGACCAAUCUUUCCAGAUGAUUCUACAGAUUGUUUAGACAACCUCGCCACCUUACACACCUUCACCGGGGCCCUGGACGAAUCGUGGUUUUAUCUCGUCUCUGUUGCAAUAGAGUCUCGGGGGGCAACCAUACUCCCCAUUAUGUUAGAUGCUAUUCAGGGUGCUCGAGAAGACGACCUCGAUCUUGUCGUCUCCUGCCUUCAAUUCUUUGCAGAAAGGCUUGGCGAGUUAACACACCUUCUUGGGAGAAUGUACGAAAAUUGCGAUCCUCAUAUCUUCUAUAGUCGUAUUCGUCCUUACCUUGCGGGUUCGAAAAAUAUGGCAGAAGCAGGCUUGCCGCGAGGCGUCAGGUAUCUAGACGGCUCUGGUGACGAGCCCUUUAGACAAUAUUCAGGAGGUAGCAAUGCACAAAGUUCUUUGAUUCAGGCAUUUGAUAUAUUGCUUGGGGUGGAGCAUCGCCCGACGGGAGACAAGAAACCGGAUACUCCGAGGCCAGAAGGACCACAGAAUAGCCACAAGGUUCACAACUUUAUUCUAGAAAUGAGGGAUUACAUGCCUGGUCCUCACCGCCGAUUCCUUGAGCAUCUUGAGAGGGUGUCUAACAUCCAGAACUACGUCAAAGAGCACUCAUCCUAUGGGGCGCUUACCGUUGCGUAUGAUGCUUGUUUACAUAUGCUAAGGGGGUUCCGAGACAAACAUAUCCAAAUUGUGAGCAGAUAUAUAAUUCUACCCGCCAAAGAGCAGAGGGGGGUGGCUACGGAACGUCUAGCUACUGCAAGGUCCAAGUCAGGUGUAGCUCCAGUGGGAAUAAAUCUCCAUCUUGGUUAUCGGUCACAACCCAAAGGACUAGCAAGGACACCAAAUGAUCGGUCUGAUCUAAGGGGCACUGGAGGGACAGCAUUAAUACCUUUUCUUAAACAAGCUCGCGAUGAAACUGGGGAACCAUCUAUCGGUAUAUGGGCGCGUAGGUUACUCACAGACUCGAGAAUUUCGCUUCCCGGACGUGAGGCGGAAUCAGUAAAGAUCCAAGGCCUGGCGGGCCAAUGGUUAGAUAGUGAGGAUGUCGGCGGGAUUUGUCACUGGUGA